Molecule: messenger RNA, 3373 nt
Organism: Trichogramma pretiosum
Lineage: Eukaryota; Metazoa; Arthropoda; Insecta; Hymenoptera; Trichogrammatidae
Product: MAM and LDL-receptor class A domain-containing protein 1-like
Exons: 7
Coding region: 470-3328 (952 amino acids)
Cellular component (GO): membrane
Source: RefSeq, a predicted model, not a curated record
AAGUGAACUAGGUAUAUAAAAAAAGGAAAAAGAAAUUUCCGGUGUGGCAAAUCGGCUCGUCCCACGCGAGAGAGAGAGAGAGAGAGCACACGCACGCGUGUAUAAUUGCAAAUGCAGCGCGCAGUGCAAGUGUGCGGCCGAUGCAUGCGAGGUAGUCGCGGCUAUGUGCUACAUAUAGCUACAACACGGCUAUCGCACGCAGAGCUCUGCACGUAAUGCGACGCGCACACACACACACACAACAAUUGUAGGGCAUUCAUGCCUGACGUGCGCUGACCCUUUAUUAUGUAUAAAGCAGCUCCGCGUACGCAGGUAGGCUUUGGCCCGCCGCGGCUCGACGCAACUAGUCCACUCUCGCGUGUCCCGGUCUCGCCUGCGUACGUAUACAUCGUCGAAAGGAUGAAUUUUCUCGCGCCCGCCGCUGGUGACACGAUCCAAUUGGGCCUCAGCAUCGACAAUUAACGAAAGGAUGACGAGAAAAGUGUGCGGCAUCGUGGCGCUCCUCUUGAUAAUAAUCGCCGAGGCCGAGCUCCUCUUCUCCUCGACCAUCAAGCCCAAGCGCUUCGGCGCCGAUGUCUCCUACUCGCUGCUCUACGGCAAGAAGCAGCAGCACUCGGAGGAGCGGCUGAAGAGCUCGAAGCGCGUCUCGUCGUCCUCGAACUCGGAGGAGCUCGAGUCGUUCGUCGUGAGCAACAGCAGCGGCAAAAGCAAAGCCUCGAGCAAGCUGAUCUACGACUCGUCCUCGGGGCCGAUCAGCGACAUCGAGUACGCGAGCUCGCCCGUGGCCCUCGCGGAGCAGCCCCAGCAGCAGCAGCAAGAGCAGCAGCAUCGGCUGCCGCUGGUCGUGCCGACCGUCAGCGUCGACGAGGCCUUCUGCGACUUUGGCCCGCUGCCGUCGCAGUCGCUGUGCGAGUGGCAGGACGGCUGCGGCUCGGUCAAAUGGCAGGCCAGCACCGGGCUGACGGCCAACUGGCUGGGCGGGCCGACGAUCGACUCGACCAGCGGCACCCCCGAGAGCGGCUACGGCUUCGUCGAGACGUCCAAGAGCUCGGAGAGGCGUUCGAGCGUCGGCCAGAGCGGCUUCCUGCACAGUCCCCAGCUGGCCAGCACGAGCGUCGCCGGCACCUGCCUCAUGUUCAAGUACGCCAUGGACGGCCUCAGCCCCGCCGGCAUGAGGAUACUGCUGCACUCGGGCUACGACGAGUUCAGCUCGACGAUAAGCAAGUCGAGCGGCGCCAACGAGACCGCACCGCCGGGCGUCUACUCGUGCGGCAGUGCUACAACUAGCCAAGGACCCCUGCAGAGCGUCGCCGCGGCGAGGCAGUCGCGCCUCGACGAGCGCAUCCUCUGGAACGCCCGCUACCACGACCUCGGCACCUGGCAGCAGGGCCAGCUGCUCUACACCUACCCGGAUACCCACACGCUGAUAAUCGAGGCCAUACCCGUGGACGAAAAGGACCCGUCGCGAUCUUACCGGGGCUACGUGGCGAUCGACGACAUCGACCUGCAACCGGGCACGUCCUGCGUAGGCUUCUGCAACUUCGCCGGUGGCUUCUGCGACUGGACCAACGAAGCCGAGGACGACUUUGACUGGUCUAUCAGCCGAGGGAGCAAAAACCCGACGACCGGGCCGGUGACCGACCGAACGGACUCGAGCACGGGGGGCGGCUACGCCUACAUCGACUCGGCGUAUCCUCGGCGCGCCGGGGACGUGGCCCGGCUGGCCAGCGUCGUGCUGCCGGCCAGCGCCGUCGACUCGCCCCAGUGCAUGCACUUCGCCUUCCACAUGUUCGGCUCGGGCAUCGGCCAGCUCGGCAUACACCUGCGGCACGCGCGAAGCCUCGCCGACGACGUCCAGGCCCAGGAGAUCUGGCGGCUCAAGGGCAACGCCGGCAACUCCUGGUUCGACUCGCGCGUCACCGUCGCCUCGACUCAGGACUUUCAGCUCAUCUUCGAGGCCAGCGUGGGAAACACGGCCAUGGGCGACAUCGCCAUCGACGACGUGUCCUUCACCAGCGGACCUUGUCCCACUUCGCCGCAAGUAGCCGCACCGGCGCAUUACCCGCGGGAUUGCGCCUUCGAGAUCGACGAGUGCGACUGGAUCAACGGGCGAGAGUCGAGCGUCGGCGGCGGCGGUGGCGGCGACUCGUUGGAUCCCUUGCCGAUCGGCGCCGGCUCGGCUGGCUCCCCGUCGGCCGGAAGUCACCACUCGAGCGGCCGGAACCGCGUCAACUGGGAGCGCGUCUCGCAGCAGAGCCUGAACUCGCGCCACCACCGCAAGCCCCACACCCUGACGACGACGAGGCCCCGCCAGGAGUACUUCAUGUCGCUGCAGAGCAACAGCCGGGGCGGCAGCUCGGCCUCGGCCUACCUCGUCAGCAGCGACAUCAAGUCGAGCCACCGUAGCAACAGCGAGCCCCUCUGCCUGAGCUUCUGGUAUCUCAUGUUCGAGUCGUUCAUCGACGCGGCCGGACCGAGCCUGGGCGUGCUCAGGGUCCUCGUGCAGCCCGUCGGCGACGGCAUCGACUCGGCCCUGCCCCUCUGGCAGCUCUACAACAAUCAGGGCCCCAGCUGGCAGUACGGCCAGGUGACCAUCGGCCCCGAGAAGCGCGACUACAGCAUCGUGUUCGAGGGCACCUGGGGCCCCAACCGGGCCAACGGCAACAUCGCCAUCGACGACAUCGCCUUCUACACGGGCAACUGCAGCGUCAAGCCGAGCAGCGCCUCGGUCAGGCCGCAGGACUGCAGCUUCGAGAAGGGCCUCUGCGGCUGGGAGAACCAGACGAGCCCGUCGAGCGGCAAGAACGACCCGAGGCUCCAGUGGCAGCGCGCCUACCCGAGCCAUCGGCCCGCCCAGCUCCUCGACAAGACCUUCUCUUCGCCCGGCGACUUUGUCUUCUUCGACAUCUUCUCGCCGAAUCAGAGGCGCGAGGUCAAGCUCAGGUCGCCCCUCGUCCAGUCGUCGGCGGCCCAACAGCCCUCCUGCUUCACCUUCUGGUUCGUGGCCUUCGGCGUCGAGGAGUCGACCGAGCUCAAGAUCGUUCUCAUGUCGCCGAACGACGACGUCGACGCCAACGACUCGCAGGAGCCCUCCGGCGAGUUCGACGAUAGCGAGCAAGUCCUUUGGUCGCUGACGGCCAAGGGCUUCAACAAUCCAAAGCCCCUGUGGACGUGGGCCCAAGUGACGAUAGAGCCACGAUCGUCGUAUCGUCUGAUUUUGCAGGGAAGCGCUAGUAAUGGAGGAUUCGCCAUCGACGAUAUUAAAUUUCAGUCUCAAGCUUGUCCAACGAGACCAGCGGAGGCGAGGCCAGCUUCAACUACUCCGUAAAAUACACAAAUCGAAAAUAGCUCAACAACGAAUAACGACCUCGAU